This is a messenger RNA of Sorghum bicolor (sorghum), 1548 nucleotides long. RefSeq names its product transcription repressor OFP8. Lineage: Eukaryota; Viridiplantae; Streptophyta; Magnoliopsida; Poales; Poaceae. The transcript has a single exon. Gene Ontology annotation, biological process: negative regulation of DNA-templated transcription. Bases 214 to 1020 code for a protein of 268 amino acids. The record is from RefSeq and is a predicted model, not a curated record.
CACAUCCCCCUCCCAUCCUUUUGCCUUAUGUUAUACCAUCCACACACACACACACUUGCAUAGUCGUUGCAUGCAAGACAGGCAGAGGCAGCAGCCACAUCUCAACUUGUAGAGAUCCUCCCCUAUAGCUCCCAGUCCCAUCGUACCACGGCACCGUGCAAGCAACUACUACCAGACACCACAACAGCUAGAGCACACCACACGAGGCCGGCGAUGUCGUCAACCAGAGCACGCGGCGGUGGCGGUGGUGGUACGAGGCAGUUCCCGGUGGGGCGGCACCGCCGGUACGCGCCGGUGGUGGACGCCGGGUGCGGGUGCCGCCCGCGCCGCCCGAGGCUGCUCAGGCUGCCGUCGUUCCUCAAGCCCUGCAGCCAGCUGAUGAUGGGCAGCUGUAAGGCGGCUGCGACGACGACGAGGAGCGGCGGCGGCGGCGAGCAGUACUCCUGCGCCUCCACCUCCACCGCUUCCUUCUCCUCGUCGUCGGCCGCCACGCACAGCACCGGCGGCUACGCGUCCGCCUACUCCUCCGACUACUACUACUGCUACCCCUCCCGCGUCGUGUACGGAUCCUGCACCGCCAAGCAACACCAUGAGCUGCCGCUGCCGCUGCCGCCGGUCCGCAAGCAGCAGCAGCAGCAGCAGCAGCAGCAGGCGUCACCUGCUCGCGCGCCGCCGGCGGUCGUCGGCAAGAGGCAGGCUAAGAAGAAGAAGAAGAGGGCGGCCGAGAAGACGGUGGCGGAGGCCGCUGACGGCGUGGGCGUGGCGGUGGAGAAGGAGUCGUCGGACCCGCGCGCGGACUUCCGCGACAGCAUGGUGCAGAUGGUGGUGGAGAUGGGGCUGUGCGACUGGGACGGCCUCCGCGGCAUGCUCCGCCGCCUCCUCGCGCUCAACGCGCCGCGCCACCACGCCGCCAUCCUCACCGCCUUCGCCGAGGUCUGCACGCAGAUCGCCGGCGCCGCGGCCGCUGCCGCUCCACCUACCCAGCCGUCGCCGCCAGCGUCGUACCAGUACCGGCGCUGAUGCAUGACAGCGUCCGUCCACCAUAGCCAUACCCGGCUACCCGCUCGUGCCGGCAUGCGGCGACGGACAUGGUGGUUGCAGGAAUAGGAUCUCUGAGCAGAGGAAAAGGGGGACGACAGCUGCAGCCACAAAGUACAAAUUUUUAACCGUGGUUAGUCAGGAAAUUAGGCUAAUCAAGGACAUAUAUAUAUAUAGUAGUAUAGUAAUUAAUAAAGUGGUGUGUGGCAGCACUAUUAGACUAGCACACCAUGUUCUUGAUCCCAGGUAGUUGAUGAGUUGUUGCUCUUGGUUUAUUUAUUUCAGUCUUGCAGUUAGAAUUGUGUGAGGUUGUGCUUGCUUGUCUAUGGGCUAUGGCUUUUCGUUUUUGCAUGAAGGCCAUCAAUCCAUGGACAUGGGAGUAUGAUCUGCCGAGUCUACUACCAAUCCGUAGCUGUAAUAUGUACACGUAUGCAUGUGUACGACUUGUUGAAUUGUACGCGUAUGUAUGUGUGUUAAAAAUUAGUCAUGGUUUGAUAAAAUUGUAUGGUA